GUGCACCUCUACUCGGGAGCUCCCUGCCCCAUGUCCUUUGAGCCACCGUCUUUGUCCUGGAAAGGUCUGUAGCCUAGUUCCGAGGCUUGUGUUGGGUCCUUCUUCCUGAGACCCCAGUGGGCUUUGCUCUGGAGGUGCGGGGAAGGGAGUCCUGGCCAGGGAGGUUGCGUGGUGUGUGGUGCGUUCAGGCCUUUGCCCGCAGCAGGGGCGGCCUGUGUUUGGCGUGCGGACUGCUGCUGUGUGUACCAAUGCUCUUUCCUGCAGGCUCAUACUGCAAAUGUGCCUUGAUCUCUGGGGUGACCACUGUGAGGCGUGUGCCCAUGCUGGGGAGUGCAGGCAACCAUGAGUUCUAGCCAACCUGAACCUGGUGCCCGGGAACCCCAAAGUCCCCGCCCACAGCCCCUGUCCCAGAGUUCUUCCAGCUUGCUGUGUGAAGGUCGGGAGCAGAGACCAGAGCUGCGCAAGAGUGCCAGCAGCACUGUAUGGCCCGCACAGCCAGGAGAGGCCAGCACGAGUCCCCGGACUCUGGAGGAAGAGGGGUGCCAGACCGAGAGCAUGGAACAAGCACAGGCCCCGAGCCCUUGGUCACAGGGUGGUGCUGGAGGCCACUGGAGAAGCAGGACUGUUGGUAACGUGUCUACCAUGGGCAUCAGUGACCUGUGUCGCCUGCGGGCUCCCAGUGUGACAGCUGUGCAGAGGAGCCAUUCAGACUUGGUCCAUAGUGCCCAGACCCGGGGUAGUGGCGGUGCUCAGAAGGCCAGUCUCAGCUGUUCUGCCCUUGGCAGCUCACCUGUCCAGAGGGCUCAGCUGCAGCCUGGGAGUGUUGCUGGUCCAGAUGGCCAGACUCCUGCAGUCCUGCAGAGUGACCUUGCUCCCGAGGAUGGGACUUCUAAACCAGCCCGCAUGUUGGGGGAGAGUCAGGUGUUGGUGCCAACUGUAGAACUGGAAGGCACGACUGGUCUCAUCAGCAGUCCCCAAGGUGGACCCAAAGCGACUGGACAGUCAUCUACCACUUCCUGCCAGGCUCUGCCCCCAGCUGCUCUGCUCUGCACGAUGAGGGAGGCUGCAUCUGGCGGCUGCUGCCAUGCUCUGCCCGCUACCGGCAUCUUGGCCUUUCCCAAAUUGGUAGCAUCCGUGAGCGAGUCUGGGUUGCAGGCUCAGUGUGGGAUGAAAUUCCACUGUAAGUUGCCUGGAGGGAUUUCUGGACACCCUCACUGCUGUGUCCACCCUUGGGUGCCUACAGGGCUAGCCACAGAAUCUGGCUCCAGGACCAAAGAUGUGUGGACCAUGACCUCAGCCACUGACUUGGCCUUGGGUGUGGCCUCAGCCCAGGAUGCUGGGGUUCAGGUAGCUCCAGUGGCAGCCUGCAAGGCUGUGGCAACCAGCCCGUCCCUGGAAGCACCUGAGACUCUGAACAUGUUUCCAGAAGUAGUGCUGGGGUCCAGCCUGGAAGAAGCAUCAUCGCCCGUGAGGGAUGUGCGGUGGGAUGCUGAGGGCAUGACAUGGGAGGUAUAUGGGGCCUCAGUGGAUCCUGAGGUGCUUGGCAUUGCCAUCCAGAAGCACCUGGAGAUGCAGUUUGAGCAGCUGCAGCAGGCACCAGCCAGCGAGGACAGUCUAUCUACAGAGGGCCGCAGGGGCCCUCUGCGGGCCGUCAUGCAGUCGCUGCGGCGCCCCAGCUGCUGUGGCUGCUCGGGAGCUGCUCCAGAAUGAGGAACCAUGACCCUGAAGCAGGCCUGGACUCUGGACUUGGUCCCAGGCCAGUGACAGGCACAGCGAAGACUCGGUGUUACCAGAACCCACCCUCUCACUUGCACACCAGCCUUGGGCUUGCGGUUCCAUGCAGCUGGGCUGUCUUUUAAGGGCUUUGAUUCCCAAGAGCCACCUCCCCAUUCUGGCCUCUGGACUUGGGACAGGGAGUUUGCAUUGCACAUCGGUGAAAUCCUGGUUUCUUUCCUGUAAAAGUAUUUAACCUUUUGUUUAGUCCAUCCGCAGAACUUUGCUGUUUCUCCCCCAGGAGUCUCGGUGGUUUCAUUUUUAAUAGCAUUGCUAAGAAAUAAUGAAUUUUUACAUUACACAGGAGGUCCAGGUGGCAGGGAUGCCUUGGUCCUAAGAGAACCGACAUCGCUGGAGGUCCCUGCCUGCCAUGUACUGUGCUUGUCACCUACCUUGUUGUGGUUUCUCCUCUUUAUGGCUCUUCUCAGAUGUCACAGCAGAAGUCUGGCAAGGAUCUAGCUGAUGAGCUCUGUGGCAGACAGUGCAAAAUAGUACAGAAGGCUUAGAGCUGGGGCAAGGUUGAGCCCUGGUGCUGGCUUGAGACACCUACCUGGGCCUGCUCAGUGUAGCUGGAGACAGGAAGGACGAAUUGAAUGCCCGUUCUCUGCCAGGUUCUGUGGGUUUGUGCGGAAUGAGACGCAGUCGCUGUCCAUGGAGUGCAGGGACCAGAGCAUUACAGAAGGGCCACGUGUGUCACUUGGAGGGGGUUUCCAAAAGCCUGCCUCUGUAGGACACUGUAUCAGGUUCCCUGCCUCAGGAAGUGGGGAACAAGUAGCCAUCUGUCCCCAGAUGUUCAUCAGUGCUUGAAAGGGUGCCUUUCUCACCCUACUCUAUUGGAUUUUAUCCUAGCUGAUGUAGUUCUUCUGGGAGGGAGCUGGCUGGGGGUGGGGGAGUUGGGCUUGGGGUUCCCACCAGGUAGGAAAUAGCUAGAGCUGAGAGGCUCUCAAUGUCAGCGUUAGCAAUGGCCUAGUGUGGGCUGGUCGGUGAGGACUGGUAGAUCUGGUGGGGAGAGGGGACACAGGGCCUUAGCUGCCUGAUUUUAUUCCCCAUGGGCUUCUCAAGGCCCAGGAGGAUUGGGGUAGUCUGUUAAAGAUCCUAGACACCUGGGAUAGAGCCCCUCAGAUAGUUCCAGCGUUAUGUAGACUCAGGGCCUCAGAUUUGGUUAUGUUCAUGUAGGAUUGAAGCUGUAAUAAGUUGUGCACCAGGGGCUGAAGCCACUCCUGGGAUCCUGGGGCUUAUCUGCUCCGUCUGCAAGGUCCAGGCACUCACUGAAAUAGGGAAAACUCUGCAACAUGGCUUAAGGUUUGGAGGAGGACCGGCAUGUCAGUGGGUCAAAGAAACAAGGCAAGACAGGUUGGCUUUCUAGGUGAGAAACCUCAGUUUCAUAGGUACUAUGCCUUUCCCAGGGAGCAAGCACAUCCCUUAGAGUCCUGGGCAUGUGUGAAUAGUUGUGUGAUACAAGGCAAGUACGUUGUGUUCUGGGGUAUGGCAUGUGGUCACUCUGUCUCCUUCAUACAUGGGUACCAGCAGCCCAAUCUUGGAGCCUGAAUGGGAGUGAGCAGAUCAUUUUGGGGACAUGGGGCAAUGUCAUCUUCACACAGGGCCAUAGCCAAGAAGGCUGUUGACACAGAGGGCUUGGACAGGUGGACGGAGUGGGGACAACUUGGAGAUAUCUGUUCUGUUGAAAUAUGGUGAGCCACUGUUGGGCUGGUAGCUUUGGGUGUUCAUCAUCAGCUGGGAGGCUGGCUUGGGUGCCUGAGAUAAGCAUCACAGAAUCUGCAGAAGGUGGGGGAAGAGUCCCAAUCCAUGUGUAUGUUCAGUGAGAAGUCAAGGAGGCUGAGAUCCUUUCAUUUGGGGCAGGAGGACAGUGAGGCCACUUUCUGGGACAAGCAAGGGUGGGUGGACAGGCUCCUGAGGUCCAUGUGAAGAAAAACAGACCCAAGGGUGUGGCUGGUGACAGUGAAACCCACUGCACGAAGACCUUCUCCUCUGCCACAUACAGAUUUCAAGUUCAUUGUUGGGUAGAUUGUGCCAACCUGCAAUUCCCAUGCUGCACCUGGUACAGAGAUGAAAGCCAGGUGGCCUACUGGGGUCAGAACAGACCAGCCAGCCACCUGCUUAGCUUCAUCCUGAUUGAUAAACAUUUGUACAAUGGUGCUAGAACCCAGUGCAGCCUGUGUGUUGGUUGGGACUCUUAUAACACCUACUAGCUCAUCUCUACAGCUCCUGUUCUCAGGCAUCCCUGUGGCACCUGUGUCUUAGCUUCUGAACUGGACCCAUUCCCACUCCCUGUUCAGUGACCCCCUCCUGGGUAAGGCCUGAUUUGGGUACUGGACCAGGGGCUGUUGAAAAUGGUCACUGACUUUCCUUAUAGACAACUGCUCUUGGAUUCUUGAUUUCUGGCUGGACAUUUGGGGUCCCCUUUAGAGGUGGUAGAACUCGCUGUCUAUGUUUGUCUAAUUUUGAAUUAAAAAUAAAUACAAUUUGAGAGAUCA
Messenger RNA from Arvicola amphibius (Eurasian water vole), 4268 nucleotides. RefSeq names its product G protein regulated inducer of neurite outgrowth 2 (gene Gprin2). NCBI's taxonomy places the organism in Eukaryota, Metazoa, Chordata, Mammalia, Rodentia, Cricetidae. Gene Ontology annotation, biological process: neuron projection development. Gene Ontology annotation, cellular component: plasma membrane. The coding region runs from base 343 to 1710 and encodes 455 amino acids. The record is from RefSeq and is a predicted model, not a curated record. The transcript is spliced from 2 exons.